AUGGCGUUACUAUGUGCUGGAUGCCUACAAAAAAUCGCUAAAACACAGCAGUUUCUCUCGUGCCCGCUAUGUCACGAGAAUUAUGACUUAGAAUGCGCUAAUAUCACUCCGCAAAAAUUCAAAUUAAUGUCAAAGGCACAGAAAACAUUAUGGAAUUGUCAGUCCUGCCGUUGCAAAACCCCAAAAUCGGAUAACAUUAACACACCAAUACGACCUCAACAUUUUCCUUCCUCGUCGGUCAACAAACCCUCAACCGAGCCAAUGCGACAAAACACAGUAUCUAGCAAUAAAAGCGAUGCUGAUAACUUCGACGAUGAAAGCAUCGUGGAUAACACACAAACUCCAAACGAAAACCUGAAAAAUUACAAUAUUAGUCUGCAAAUAUUGGAUAAAAUGUUAAAUGAUAGGAUUACUAGUCUCAAAAAUUAUUUUGCUAAUGACAUUAAACGCAUUAUAUCAGAGGAAAUAUCAAAAUUUAUGCUUGGAUUGAAUUCUGAAACCAUGGAAAGUACAAAAACACACGACCCCCUUCAAGAGAAUACGUCUAUAAUAAUUUCUGAAAUAAAUAGUAAGAUUUGUACUCUCGAAAGGGAAAACAAAAAGCUAAAAACCGAACUUCUAGAGCUAAAAAACGUCUGCAAACUACCAAACAUUGAGAACAAAAUCUACGAAACCAAAUUAAAUGAUACAGGAACAACAACAAGAAAAUUGUCAUAUAUGGUUUAAAUGAAUAUCAUUCAGAAACGGAAGAAUAUUUGCAUUACAGAAUUUCAACAAUGAUUCAGGAAAUAUGUGGCAUAAAUAUCACAGGUUAUGUGGAAGAAAUAACCAGAAUAGGUAGAAAGGGAUAUCGAAGACCUGUGAUAGUCGAUUUUUUAAGCAAAAGAUUACCUAAGCAUCUGCUCCAAAAUCAUCAAUUGUUUCAAAACACAGGAAUAUCAAUAUCAGAAUACCUUGACAGAGAAACUUUCCUCAAACGUAAGAAGCUCAGUGAAAUCCUUACAGAAGCAAGGCGAAAUGGACAUCACGCCGUAAUUAGGAACAAUAAAUUAUUAAUCAAUGGAAAGGAGGUUGAUAAAUCGCAGAACGAAAAUUUAUAUACAAAUUACAAUAACGAAACGUUGCCAUAUAAUAACAGUGAGUAUUAUAAUACAAAUUUAAGCAACAGAACAAUGAUUCGCUCAUCUCAGUCAGAAAUUCAGCAAUUACCAAACUAUAAAUCCAGGUCAUAUAAUCAUACAGAACAUUCAUUUCGCGAACAAUUUUAA
Spodoptera littoralis (African cotton leafworm) is the source of this 1268-nucleotide messenger RNA. NCBI's taxonomy places the organism in Eukaryota, Metazoa, Arthropoda, Insecta, Lepidoptera, Noctuidae. The record is from the annotation of a GenBank genome assembly.